AUGGGGUCAAAGGAAUUUGAAAUGGACAUAUUGUCAAGUCAGUCCUGUUACACAGUUCCCAUGGAGAUCCGUGAAGCCUUUAAGGUGUUUGACCGUGAUGGGAACGGAUUCAUCUCAAAACAGGAGCUAGGAGUGGCCAUGCGGUCUCUUGGUUACAUGCCAAAUGAAGUGGAGCUGGAGGUGAUCAUUCAGAGACUGGACAUGGAUGGUGACGGUCAAGUUGACUUUGAAGAGUUCGUAGCACUUCUCGGACCAAAACUCUCUUCAGCUGGUAUGCCUGACAGAUUCCAUGGAGCCGAGUUUGAUUCCAUAUUCUGGAAGUGUGACAUGCAAAAGCUGACUGUGGAUGAGCUGAAGAGACUCCUGUAUGACACCUUCUGUGACCAUCUGACUAUGAAAGACAUCGAGAACAUCAUCAUGACUGAGGAGAGUCACUUGAACAGCCCCGAGUGCCAAGUAGAUAUUGACACAAGUCCCAUGCAACAAGUCAAGCACACCUGUGUGCGCAAGAGCUUGAUUUGUGCCUUCGCCAUUGCAUUCAUCAUCAGCGUCAUGCUCAUCGCAGCCAAUCAGAUGCUUCGAAGAGGAAUGAAAUAAACAGUUCUGUUUCUAAGACAAUGAAUGACUGACAAAAGGAAACAAGAUAAAAAUGCAAAAAAAUCCACUAAUUUUACUAGUUUCUAAUGAUCACUGUUUUACAGAAACACCAAAGGCUGCACUUUCAUUCUACUAUAAACUCAAGGUAAAGACAGACUGUUGUUAGACAGACAAAAGAAUAAU
This is a messenger RNA of Sinocyclocheilus rhinocerous, 780 nucleotides long. Its product is annotated as calcium-binding protein 7-like. The coding region runs from base 1 to 597 and encodes 198 amino acids. The transcript is spliced from 5 exons. Gene Ontology annotation, molecular function: calcium ion binding. Gene Ontology annotation, cellular component: trans-Golgi network membrane. The record is from RefSeq and is a predicted model, not a curated record. NCBI's taxonomy places the organism in Eukaryota, Metazoa, Chordata, Actinopteri, Cypriniformes, Cyprinidae.